AUGAAUGGAAAACAAUUACAAUACUACAAUUUACCGUUGCCUGAAUGCGAUAGUAAUGAUAGUAAUGUGAAUAUGGAUAAUCAAUUUGAAUAUAUGAGGGAAACACAAUAUGAUAAAUGUAGUUUGAGAACUGAUAUUUCCACUAACGAGCCAAGACUUACAAAUGAACAGAGAUGUGUAUUUGAUACUGUCUACAAUUCAGUUCUUCGCCACGAUGGUAAAUUAUUUUUCAUCGAUGCUCCUGGAGGAACUGGUAAGACAUUUUUAUUAAAGUUAUUAUUGUCGAAAAUAAGACAAGAAGAAAAAAUAUCGUUGUGUGUCGCAUCGUCAGGGAUAGCUGCAACAUUAUUGCCUGGUGGACGAACUGCACAUUCAAUGUUUAAAUUACCUCUCACUAUAAUAAACAACGAUUUACCUGUAUGCAAUAUAAAAAAAGGGUCAGAAAUGGCCAAACUAAUACAAGAAUGUAAGUUGAUUGUAUGGGACGAGUGUACUAUGGCUCAUAAAAAAGCUAUUGAAGCACUGAACCGUUCAUUGAUUGAUCUGACUGGUAAAAAUGAUAUCAUGGGCCGGAUAACAAUUGUAUUUUCAGGAGAUUUCCGUCAAAUUUUACCUGUUGUGCCUCGGGGUACUAAAACUGAUGAAAUACGUGCAUGUAUUAAAUCAUCAAUUUUAUGGGAACAUGUAAUUAGAUUGAAACUUACAUCUAAUAUACGGGUACAAUUGAGUAAAGAACAGGAUUCAGAUGAAUUUAGUAAGUUUUUAUUGGAUAUUGGAGAGGGGAAAUUACCGAUAGACGAAAAUGAACAAAUUUCAUUGACCAAUGACUUUGGAAAAAUUAUUUUUAAUAUCCCUGAUUUAAUAAGUAGUAUUUAUCCUGACUUAACCAAUGUCACUUUAU
Molecule: messenger RNA, 901 nt
Organism: Myzus persicae (green peach aphid)
Lineage: Eukaryota; Metazoa; Arthropoda; Insecta; Hemiptera; Aphididae
Product: ATP-dependent DNA helicase PIF2-like
Exons: 3
Biological process (GO): DNA repair; telomere maintenance
Molecular function (GO): DNA helicase activity
Source: RefSeq, a predicted model, not a curated record